CUGACAACGGUUCUAUGGGCCUAUAGGACGACCCCGAGAAACUCAACAGGCCAGUCACCAUUUCACAUGGUUUACGGAAUGGACGCACUCCUGCCUAUCGAAGUAAGCUUAGAUUCUCACAGGUCGACAUUUUAUGAGGAAAAGAAGAAGGAGGAAAUGAUCAAAGAGGCCCUCGAUAUGAUAGAAGAAGGGUGUGAGGAAGCCUGGGUACGAUCCAUGGAAUACAAGCAGAAGAUGCAUGCAGCCUUCGACAGGAAAGUCUGCACCAGACGAUUUCAGGUGGGAGAUCUCGUCCUCAAACGAGCAGAUGCUCUUAAACAU
Striga hermonthica is the source of this 321-nucleotide messenger RNA. The record is from the annotation of a GenBank genome assembly. Lineage: Eukaryota; Viridiplantae; Streptophyta; Magnoliopsida; Lamiales; Orobanchaceae.